CUCGAUCGGGCUCCCCACAGCCCUAAGGCAUGUGUGUGCAGCUUGAAAACGAACUGUACUCAUUCUGUACACAUCCUGCUCAGUGACUUCCCCAACACCGCCGGAGGAGGCUGCCGACGUAUCUCUCAACAUAUUCGACACUUCAUAGGACUCUUCAUAAACGUUUUGAAAGCUAAUAGGUUAACAGAGGUUAAUUGUAGCGAGGCAUAUUCAAAGAAAAGUACAGCAAACCUCCACCAAGGAAAAUAUUUCCCGGCAGCAAGACUGAUUCUCCAAACGUUGGUGGGAGUUGAUAUGAGCGGCGGCACUGAUGCGCGCCUCCGUGGAGACUACGUGCGCCCUCCUCUACUUGUGGAACGUGCUGCUCAACAACCCUCUGAUUUGCUGCAGCAGUUAGCGAUUCACAAUUUAACGGCUGUCGAUGUGUUUGGAUUGGCCCCGAGUGGCGGAAUGAGCUUAAGCGGACACCUGCCUACUCAGCCUGUGGAUUUCACUGCUGCUCUGCCACUAGCAGUUAAACCGAUCAAGCAGGAACCGCUGCAAGUCGCUCGCGGUCCUGUGACGCAAGUUAAACAAGAGCCGUCACGAGUUGCUCUGUUUAUGACGCAGGUGAAACGGGAACCAUCACAAGUAGUUCUUCCUAUGGCGCAGGUGAAACAGGAGCCCUUACAAGUCCCAUCAGGUAUAGAACAUUUCACCACGUUGCUCUCGCAUUCGGCAAACCUGUCGCUAGCCAAUAGUGAGAGAGGUGAAGGAACCUCUGGUUCUGCUCAAGAACAAACCACCUCAUACAGCGUCAGCCAUAGACGACCCAGAAUGGAGACACAGGGAACUCAAACGCCGAGGAUGGAGACGCUGGGAACUCAAACGCCGAGGAUGGAGACGCAGGGAACUCUGACACCAUCAUUCUCCGGUCCUACUCUGGCUUCCGGUGGCUCGUUGGUUUUGGGUUCACCAGAGGGGGCUAUGUACCUCUCAGGUCAGUCGAUCCCAGUGGCUCUGGUGUCUGCUGGUACCCUUCCAGCUGCCAUGGCUCACAGCACACCGUUGCAACUUCUGCAGGAGAGGGAGCAACUGAGGCGAGAAAACGAGGCUCUCCAAUCUCGCGUCUUCCAGUUCCAACAACUAUUCAGAGACAAGCAAAAGUUGACUUUGGUGCUCAACAAGAUGGGCAUCUCCGCUAGUUUGUGACGUACCUUGCCAUCCUCACCCUCCCCUCCAUACUUUCCCUGCUAAUACUAUAAAAGUAUAUGGUGGACCCAUGUCACCAUGACAAUUUAUCUGUAGUCGCCGGGAAUUACUGGCUAGGAAAUCCUUACUAAACCCGAUAUUUAGGUUUUAGGCCCGGAUGUUCUGUAGUAAGUUAAGUAGUGUUCCAGGCAUGGUGUUUUUUUAUAAUUACUUGGGUAUUAGGCCUAUCGACUGCAAGGAUAAACAAAACUUUAAUCUACAUUAUUUUCAAUGACAAUAGUGGUAGCGGCCAGUGAAUCAAGACUUAAUUUGAUAGGCUUACCAUUGUGCUAUCCAUGUUGAGGAAGUAAUAAUGUAAGUAUUUAUAACAACCUAUUACAAACUACUGUCCAAAUUAGACCUAAAAGCUGCUUAGAAUACUUGGCCCAAGUAAUGUCUCGCGUGGAGCUGUUAGUUGCCAGGUUUUGUUAAUACUAGAAGCUUAAUGUAAAUAGCAAUUGGUGCGCUUAUCACCGAUCAGUUACUGUUGCACCCUCAAUACACAUUUAUUCAAUUCCAUUCAUGAUUGAAGUAUGAAAACUUUGUAUACCCACUUGAGAAAUUAAUCUCAACAUAUAUAAUAUUUUAGAGAACCAUUGUUAAUUAAUUAUAAUAUUACUCGCACUGUACAGUUUAACUAGGCAUUUUUGUUGAUAUUAGCAUGAAAAAUGUGAAAAUAGCCAGGAAGCAAAUUUUGUUGUAUGUAAUUUGGGAAAUAUUUUGAAAACCUUCAAUAAAUUUAAAGACGGA
Procambarus clarkii (red swamp crayfish) is the source of this 1980-nucleotide messenger RNA. RefSeq lists its product as uncharacterized. NCBI's taxonomy places the organism in Eukaryota, Metazoa, Arthropoda, Malacostraca, Decapoda, Cambaridae. The record is from RefSeq and is a predicted model, not a curated record.